This is a messenger RNA of Lithohypha guttulata, 1074 nucleotides long. RefSeq lists its product as uncharacterized. The transcript has a single exon. Gene Ontology annotation, molecular function: nitronate monooxygenase activity. Bases 1 to 1074 code for a protein of 357 amino acids. The record is from RefSeq and is a predicted model, not a curated record. Lineage: Eukaryota; Fungi; Ascomycota; Eurotiomycetes; Chaetothyriales; Trichomeriaceae.
AUGUCGUUGACUACCUCAACUACUGAGUUGCUUGGCAUUAAGCACCCUGUUAUGCUUGCAGGCAUGGGUAAGGUCGCCGGCGCCCCUUUGGCUGCGGCAGUAUCGAAUGCUGGUGGUCUUGGCGUCAUAGGUGGAAUUGGAUACUCUGUCGACCAACUCAGGGAGAUGCUCUCAGAGCUCAAAUCACUUCUGCGAGAUCCAUCGCUACCAUUUGGAGUUGACCUGCUCUUUCCACAAGUUGGUGGCUCGGCGCGAAAGACCAACUACGAUUACACGAAAGGAGAAGCCGAGCAACUAAUCGACGUAGUCAUCGAGAGUGGGGCAAAGUUGUUCGUCUCAGCUGUAGGCAUUCCACCUAAGCACAUUGUGGACAAGCUCCACAAGCACGGCAUACUAUACAUGAACAUGAUUGGACACCCGAAGCACGUCCACAAGGCGUGUCAGAAUGGUGCAGAUUUGAUAGGUGCUCAAGGUGGUGAGGGAGGAGGUCACACUGGAGAGAUACCCACCAGUAUCUUGAUUCCAGCAUGUGCAGAUGUUUGCAGGCAAUACAAAUCACCAUUGACUGGAAGGCCAGUACAGCUGGUAGCUGCGGGUGGACUUGCGGAUGGGCGUGGUCUGGCCGCCUCUCUCAUGUUCGGCGCAUCAGCAGUCUGGAUUGGAACCAGGUUCGUAACCGCUAAUGAGUCGGGAGCCUCCAAAGCCGCCAAAGAGGCUAUAAUCAAAGGUGGAUUCGAUGCGACCAUCAAGUCAACAAUUUGGACUGGAAGACCACUGCGUGCCAUCAGAACACCCUACAUCGAGAAUUGGGAGAAGAACAGGCAGGAAGAGCUGCAAGCGCUUCAAGUAAAGGGUAUCCUAGCGUACGAACAUGAAAUGGACAAGCUAGCAAAAGAGGGAAAAGUGACAGACGAGAUUGAGGAUCAAUCAGCAUGUCAUCCAACUGGUAUGGUAGCUGCGCUUAUCAACAAGCCCAACCAGUCGGCUGAAGAGAUUGUCAAAGAGAUUGUUGCUGAGGCGUAUCAAUUGUUGAGCAAUGCUCAGCAAUUCGUGAAGCAGACAGCCAAGCUGUAA